AUGGCUACCGGUUCAAAGAUUCAUCUCGAGGCUUCGCAGAAGCCCCAGUUCUAUGUCAAAGGACUCAAGGCUGAGAGCGCAGAAAAGGCGAGCCAGCUUUUGCAAGUCAACCACGAGAAGCAUCACAUCUUCAAUCAGAGUGGAUUCCAUAACCACAUCGCCCAUCAUCUCCUCACUCUGUUCGCGCUCAACGCUUCGCCAGAAGAACUCCAAAAAGCAUACGACGCAAAUGUAUCCUAUCAACGCCCAUCAGAACCGCUCGAAAAGGCCAUCGUCAAUGACAUGCACAAGCCCGAGCGCUUCAAGUCCUAUCUCGGGCAAGAGAAAUAUUACCACGACUUCCUUGUCUACUUCCAACAAGAGAUAGACAAAAGCGGGUGGCCACAUGUAUUGCAGGAGCAUCUGUUUGCCGAAACCGAACUUGCAGACGAUAUGCUGGCACGCAUGUUUGCUGGGUUUCUGCAUCCCAUCAUACAUCUUGGUUUUGGCAUCGAGUUCCAGCAGCCCGCCAUUAUUGCGGAGGCGCUAGCGCAGGCCGCCGUACACGAUAACUGGAUAGCAUCGCUAUUCUUUGGGUGCGAAAAGGCUGCUAAAGAAAGCAGAAGCAAAGACGGACCCAGGAAGACAAUCGUGCAGAUACUGGAGGGAUACAGGAAAGACGACAAGUUGAGCAAGGCCGCGCACUGGGACGAUGGAAACAAGAUUCGAGAUGGAAUCAUCAAGAGAGCGCCGGAGGAGAUGAUCGACUAUGCGACGCAAUAUACUGUUAAAGAGGGGGAAUUGGAGGAAAAGACUGCUGAGAUGAUCAACGCCGUGGUAUACUACACCGCCGCUGCGCAACGCCCACCCCAUCAAGUCAAACUCGACUUCUACUUCAUCCACUGCCUAAACUCGAGUAUCUUCUUCUCCGCCUUCCUUUCUCCCUCUUCCUCCCUUCCCCCAGCGAUCCAACGCCGGCUUCUAGAAUGGAAGAUCUGGAUGGAUAUCACAAUGUACGUUUCGCGCGGCUGUCCAACUCUCCUCGUGGAUGAAAUUACCGGCUACGCGCCCACGAAGGAUAGCGGUAUGGACGAAGUUAUCAAGAGGGUGAAUAAUGUGGAGGAUGAUGGGCAUGCCUGUAAGCUUGUGAGGGCAAUUGCAAAUGCCGAGGCGGUCUGCAAGAAGUGGGAGGGGAGAGAAGGAAUAUUGGUUCAAGGGGACAUGUGGAGGAAGUUGGGGCAUAUGGCUGUGGAUAGUGUGGAGGUGGGUGAGCCGCAUUGGGUGAGGAGUUGUGGAUUUGCGGAAGCUUGGGAGAAGAUUCCGUUGAGAGAUGGGGCUAAGUUGUGA
Molecule: messenger RNA, 1326 nt
Organism: Alternaria viburni
Lineage: Eukaryota; Fungi; Ascomycota; Dothideomycetes; Pleosporales; Pleosporaceae
Exons: 3
Coding region: 1-1326 (441 amino acids)
Molecular function (GO): oxidoreductase activity
Source: RefSeq, a predicted model, not a curated record